AUGAUGAUGCCGGAGGUUGAAGUUGAGGAAGUGGUGGAAGAUGGCGUUUUGGUUCCUCCCUCUAAUUUCUCUACGGUUGAGAGAGGGAUUUACAGAUCUGGUUUCCCCAAUGAAUCCAAUUUCGGUUUCCUCGAAACCCUAAAUCUUCAAUCAAUCAUAUACUUAUGUCCUGAACCCUAUCCAGAAGUUAACUCUCAGUUUAUUCGAAGUCAUGAUAUCAAGCUUUUCCAGUUUGGGAUUGAUGGAAACAAGGAGCCUUUUGUGGCUAUUCCCAAGGAUGUCAUCAAGGAGGCUCUGAAAGUCCUACUUGAUGUCCGAAAUCAUCCAGUUCUGAUCCAUUGCAAUCGUGGAAAGCAUCGAACAGGUACCCUAGUAGGUUGCUUGAGGAAAUUGCAGAAUUGGUGCUUGCCUUCUGUAUUUAAGGAGUACCAACAGUUUGCCGGUGUCAAAGCAAGGGUAUCUGAUAUGAGAUUUAUCGAGAUGUUUGAUGUUUCAUCAUUGAGACAUGGUCUGUACAGCAUCAUCUACCAUUACCAGGGUUGUAAUGGGGUACACAAUAGACACUUGGUUUUACAAAGAAGAUUACUUAUUAAAGCCGUAGAUAACUUCACGUUGAAUUGAAUUAGAUAUA
This is a messenger RNA of Telopea speciosissima, 631 nucleotides long. RefSeq names its product tyrosine-protein phosphatase DSP1-like. Gene Ontology annotation, cellular component: cytoplasm. Bases 1 to 621 code for a protein of 206 amino acids. The transcript is spliced from 5 exons. The record is from RefSeq and is a predicted model, not a curated record. Gene Ontology annotation, molecular function: phosphatase activity. NCBI's taxonomy places the organism in Eukaryota, Viridiplantae, Streptophyta, Magnoliopsida, Proteales, Proteaceae. Gene Ontology annotation, biological process: protein dephosphorylation.